This is a messenger RNA of Homarus americanus (American lobster), 1104 nucleotides long. Its product is annotated as proteoglycan 4-like. The transcript has a single exon. The coding region runs from base 1 to 1104 and encodes 367 amino acids. Lineage: Eukaryota; Metazoa; Arthropoda; Malacostraca; Decapoda; Nephropidae. The record is from RefSeq and is a predicted model, not a curated record.
AUGUAUGUUGUUCUACUGGCUUGGUUUGAUCUGACUAUAACCACAACAAGACUCCACCACAAUAGGACUCUACCACAACAGGACUCUACCACAACAGGACUCUACCACAACAGGACUCCACCACAACAGGACUCUACCACAACAGGACUCCACCACAACAGGACUCCACUACCACAACAGGACUCUACCACAACAGGGACACAACCACCACAACAGGACUCUACCACAGGACUCUACCACAACAGGACUACAAGGACUCAACCACAACAGGACUCCACCACACAGGACCUCCACCACAACAGGACUCCACCACAACAAAACUCCACCACAACAGGACUACCACAACAGGACUACCACAACAGGACUCCACCACAACAGGACUCUCUACAACAGGACACAACAGGACCACCACAACAGACUCCUACCACAACAGGACUCCACCACAACAAAACUCCACCACAACAGGACUCUACCACAACAGGACUCCACCACAACAGGACUCCUACCACAACAGGACUUUACCACAACAGGACUUACCACAACAGACUCCACCACAACAGGACUCCACCACAACAGGACUCUACAACAGGACUCCACCACAACAGGACUCCACCACAACAGGACUCUACCAAACAGGACUUACCACAACAGGACUCCACCACAACAGGACUCCACCACAACAGGACUCUACCACAACAGGACUUUACCACAACAGGACUCCACCACAACAGGACUCACCACAACAGGACUCUACCACAACAGGACUUUACCACAACAGGACUCCACCACAACAGGACUCCACCACAACAGGACUUUACCACAACAGGACUCCACCACAACAGGACUCCACCACAACAGGACUCUACCACAACAGGACUUUACCACAACAGGACUCCACCACAACAAAACUCCACCACAACAGGACUCUACCACAACAAAACUCCACCACAACAGGAUUUCACCACAACAGGACUCUACCACAAUAGGGCUCCACCACAACAGGACUCCACCACAACAGGACUUCACCACAACAGCACUCCACCACAACAGGACUCCACCACAGCAACACAGUUAGAGAAUAAAGAAAUUGAGAUUGUUGAAUGA